Mangifera indica (mango) is the source of this 4745-nucleotide messenger RNA. Its product is annotated as protein QUIRKY-like. The coding region runs from base 363 to 3452 and encodes 1029 amino acids. The transcript is spliced from 2 exons. The record is from RefSeq and is a predicted model, not a curated record. Lineage: Eukaryota; Viridiplantae; Streptophyta; Magnoliopsida; Sapindales; Anacardiaceae.
CAGCACUGUAAAAAUUACUUUAUACUGGAGGAUCAGAUUCUUCAAUUGUGAAAGGGCACAAAAACAAGAACCAACCACUAGUUAGUGAACACAACUUCAACAAUGUAAUAAGCAUUUUGGUCUUUCGGGAUUGUUGACAAGGGAGUGAUGCUUUUCUGGGUAAACUUUAUUUAACAAUUGAUUGCUUUUUGGGUUCAGUUUCGGAGCCAGAAUCAUAUGCCUUGCAGUUGCAGAGGGCAUCCGAUUUUCUCUUGCUCAAUCCAAUCCUUUGCUUCAAGCUACCUCAAUUUUAUUUCUGAAUAUUGCAUUUGCCUCAGAAACUACUCACCUCCACAUUUCUCUAUAACCAGAAAAAUGACACUAUGACCACCCCGCCGUCUCAACCACCGCCACAAAAUACCCUCCGUAAACUUCUUGUGGAAGUUGUCGACGCACGUCACUUACUUCCAAAGGACUGCCAGGGAAGUUCCAGUCCCUACGUCAUCGCCGACUUUGACGGCCAAAGAAAACGAACCUCCACGAAGUUUCGCCAGCUCAAUCCAGUAUGGAACGAGUCACUGGAGUUCGUUGUGUCGGAUCCAAAAAACAUGUACUACGAACAGCUGGAUAUCCAGGUGUACAAUGACAAAAAGUACAGCAAGAGCAGUGGCCGUAAGAAUCACUUCUUGGGAAGGGUAAAGUUGUACGGUAGCCAAUUCUCAAAGCGUGGAGAAGAAGGAUUGAGGUAUCUUCCUUUAGAGAAGAAAAGUUUUUUCAGCUGGAUUAGAGGAGAAAUCGGCUUGAGAAUUUGUUACUACGAUGAGUUGGUUGAAGAGGAGCAGCCGCCGCCGCCUAAUCAACCGCCUCCGGAAGAACCAUCGCAGAAGGCGCGCGGUGUUGUUGUCGUUGAGGAAGGUCGAGUUUUUGAGGUUCCUGGACACGUGGAGAUUUGUCAUCCUGUUCCAGAAAACUUCCAUAGCCAACCGGCACCUGUUACCAUAAUCGAGGAAUUUCCACCGCACGUGGUGCAAGUACCACUGGAUCCACCUCAUCAUCCGCCGCUAGAUAAGCCGAUUCCGGUGGCGGAGGUGAGGAGGAUGCAGAGCGCAGCUGUUGAGGGAAUUAGAGUUUUGAAAAGACCAAAUGGAGAAUUUUCACCAAGAGUGAUCUAUACUGGUAAAAAAGCUCCCGGAGAAACUGAACUAGCCGACAGAAUCCAUCCGUACGAUCUGGUUGAGCCGAUGAUGUAUCUAUUUGUGAAAAUCGUUAAGGCGCGUGGGUUAGCUCCAAACGUGGGUCCCUAUGUGAAAAUCAGAACGUCCAAUCAUUUAAGGAAAUCCAAACCAGCAAUGCAUCGUCCCUGUGGCUGUGAGCCAACUGACGCCCCCGAGUGGAACCAGGUAUUCGCACUGGUUUACAAUAAGAAUGACUCUGCCAACGCGCUUUUAGAAAUCUCCGUUUGGGACUCUCAUUUGGAGAAUUUCCUCGGCGGUGUUUGUUUCGAUCUCUCCGAUGUUCCCGUGCGAGACCCACCAGAUAGUCCGCUGGCCCCACAGUGGUAUAGCCUGGAGAGCGGACCUCCCCAACAAGAAAGCAGGAUUUCCGGUGAUCUUCAGCUGGCUGUAUGGAUUGGGACUCAAGCAGACGACGCGUUUCCUGAAGCUUGGGGCCCCGAUGCGCCGAACGUGGCACAUACGCGCUCUAAGGUUUAUCAAUCGCCGAAACUCUGGUAUUUGAGAGUUACUGUGAUUGAAGCUCAGGACCUUCACGUUGCUCAUAAUUUACCUCCGUUAACGGCGCCGGAGAUUGGAGUGAAAGCUCAGUUAGGUUUUCAGUCUGCACGGACUAGACUUGGGUCUAUGAACAAUCACAGUUCAUCGUUUCAUUGGAACGAGGACUUAUUCUUCGUCGCCGGAGAGCCGUUCGAAGACUCGUUGACGUUGUUGGUGGAGGACCGUACAAGCAAGGAAGCAAUGCCAAUACUCCUGGGACACAUCAUGAUUCCAGUGAGCUCGAUCGAACAACGAAUCGACGAGCGACAAGUGGCGAGCAAGUGGAUUGCAUUGGAGCGACAAAGUGAAGGUUGCGGCUGCGGCGGCAAUGUGCUCUGCUGUGGGAGAAUUCGGCUCAGAUUAUGUUUGGAAGGCGGAUAUCACGUGCUUGAUGAAGCGGCGCACGUGUGUAGUGAUUUUAGACCCACGGCUAAGCAGCUCUGGAAGCCGGCCAUCGGAAUUUUGGAGCUGGGAAUUUUAGGUGCCCACGGCUUGUUGCCCAUGAAAACCAAAAACGGCGGUAAAGGUUCCACGGAUGCUUACUGUGUAGCCAAAUACGGUAAAAAGUGGGUCCGUACGAGGACAAUCACUGACAGCUUCGAUCCACGUUGGAAUGAACAGUACACGUGGCAGGUUUAUGAUCCAUGUACUGUUCUUACCAUUGGAGUUUUCGACAACUGGCGGAUGUUUGCUGAAAUGUCAGAAGACAAACCCGAUUGGCAUAUGGGGAAAAUUCGUAUACGCGUAUCUACUCUGGAGAAUAACAAAGUGUAUACAACUUCGUAUCCUUUGUUGUUACUGAUGCGUUCUGGGUUGAAGAAAAUGGGAGAGGUUGAAUUAGCAGUUCGGUUUGCCUGUCCCUCAAUGUUGCCUGAUACUUGCUCUGUUUAUGGGCAGCCUCUGCUUCCAAGAAUGCACUACUUACGGCCACUAGGGGUGGUUCAGCAAGAGGCAUUGCGUGGGGCUGCAACCAAGAUGGUGGCCGCAUGGCUGAGUCGGUCUGAGCCCCCAUUAGGCCAAGAGGUUGUGAGGUACAUGCUGGAUGCGGAUUCUCAUACAUGGAGCAUGAGAAAAAGUAAAGCAAAUUGGUUUCGGAUUGUUGCGGUCCUUGCAUGGGCAAUUGGAUUGGCUAAAUGGUUGCAUGAUAUUAAAAGAUGGAAGAAUCCGGUGACUACAGUUUUAGUACAUGUGUUGUAUUUGGUUCUUGUUUGGUACCCAGAGUUGGUAGUGCCAACUGGGUUUCUGUACAUUGUGUUAAUUGGAGUGUGUUAUUAUAGGUUCAGGCCCAGGAUACCUUCUUCAGGAAUGGAUACAAGAUUAUCACAGGCAGGAGCUGUUGAACUGGAUGAGUUAGAUGAAGAAUUUGAUAUGAUACCCAGUUCAAAACCACCAGAGAUCGUUAGAACGCGGUAUGAUCGGUUACGUAUUCUGGCUGGAAGGGUACAAACAGUUUUGGGUGAUUUUGCUGCGCAAGGAGAGAGGGUUCAGGCUUUGGUAAGUUGGAGAGAUCCAAGGGCUACUAAAUUGUUUAUUGGUGUUUGUUCAGUCAUUACUUUGGUACUAUAUGUUGUGCCACCCAAAAUGGUGGCAGUGGCACUAGGAUUUUACUACUUAAGGCAUCCCAUGUUUAGAGACCCGAUGCCGGCGGUUUGCCUGAACUUCUUCCGACGGUUGCCCAGUUUAUCAGAUCGAUUGAUGUAGAGUUGAAGAGUAGUAGAUUAGGAGUUAAAAGUAAAUUUGUAGGCCGAAUGAUGGUUGGUGGGGAAGAGAAUGGAACAAAGUUUACUGUUCUGUGUUGGAAAGGGGUGAAAAAAGGGGUUAAAAUGGAAAGUGUCAUUAUUUUAUUCGAAAAAAGGAGGUGAACAGAAGAGAUAGUCGGGAGAGGAAGAAAAUUGAGUGAAACCCAGAAAUUACUGUAAAAAUGUAAAGAAAAGUGUGAACACUGAGCUGCUUUAUUGUGAAAAUCCUGAUGAUUAAUUAUAUUAUAUUAUUUUCAUAACAGUUAAACAAUAUAUAUAGGUCAAAGAGGUAUGGCUGGCACUUGGCCACAGGCCAUGUUAUUGCUAUGUAACCAUUGGUAGUCUGAUAAUCUAACAUUGAUUAGACACGGGAGAUAUUAUAUAUGUAUAGACUGCGAGCUCCCAAGUGCUUGGACAUACUAUGCAAAACUUUAUAUGGGCCUUAAAUAGUAUUAUCAUGGAGAGAAUUGGUGCACCACUGAUCAGAAAUAAAAGAGGACCUUGGAUUGGGUACAAAUUUCUUGUGGAUUUUCACAAUUCUCGCAGAAAAAUGGCCACAAAUGAACAUAGGAAUACCAAAAUUAUAGGAUGAGCAUUAGAGAAUAAAAAGGGUGACUAAUUUUGCAUUCUGAAUUACAUCAACAAUCAAGACUUGGAAACCCCAUUCCAGACCAGCUGCCACAGCCUCCACUUCAGGAUUGAAUUUCCAGAAGAAGCUCAAUAACCCAGAAUUCGGUGAAUCAAGAUUUAGUUAAUAUGGGAGAGACAGAAAAAUAAGAAAAAAUUGACAGCGAAGCCAAAGGGAAGGGCAAGCAGGAAAAGAAAAAGAAGCACGAGGACAAGAAGAAUAAGAAGGGAGGAGAUGAGAAAACUAAAGAUAAGAAGAAGAAGAAGAAAGACAAAGAAUGUACAGAUAAGGAGGACAAAGAAGAUGGUGGAAAGGAGAAGAAGAAAAAGAGCCCUGAAGAUGAAAGGGAUCCACAGAAGCUAAGGGCUAAGCUUGAAAAGUUAGAUGCCAAGAUGCAGGCACCAGCUGUAAAGAAACAAGAAGUUUUGAAACUGCUUCAGGAAGUCGAAAAAACUCCCUCAAAUCCAACUGGAUGAUGAUGAGCCUGAAGCUCCACUAUCUCAGGUUACUUUUCUUGUAUGAAAAGAAAUGUAAAUGCAAAAGCUUCAAGGACUUUUUGCAUACAGGUACAGACAUAGUGUUAUUUCAAUAAACCUGAAAAUAAAAUUUGUAUCUAUUUUCUUUGAA